UAAUGUGGCAACGCUGAUGUCACUACCGCGUUUGACGUUUCGGUUGAAGUUUAUUUCUUUCUAUUUUUAUGUACAAAAUAUAAAAUAAACGUUAACUCCUCCAAGUUUAACUUUAACUUGCUUUUAUAAUUUAUAUUUAUGUACCAACAAGCUCAAAAGUGGAUAAUUGUUUUUACUCGUUCUUUUUCGAAAUCGUAUUCAACUAAAAUGUCUCUCAACGAAGCUAAGAAAAUAGCAGCCUUCAAAGCAGUGGAUGAAUGGGUGAAUUCCAACACCGCCAUCGGAAUAGGAAGUGGAAGCACGGUAGUUUUCGCUGUUGAGCGACUAUCUCAAAGGGUAAAAAACGAAGGUCUCCACGUGGUUUGUAUUCCAACAAGUUUCCAGGCACGUCAACUAAUUGUUGAGAAUGGAUUAGUCCUGGGCGAUUUAGAUAGAAAUCCACAUUUGGAUUGUGCUAUUGAUGGAGCCGACGAAGUUGAUUCAGAUAUGGUACUCAUUAAAGGCGGUGGUGGUUGUAUGCUGCAAGAGAAGGUUGUUGCAUCUUGUGCUGAUAAACUGAUAAUAAUCGCUGAUUAUACAAAAAAUUCCACAAAACUAGGUGAACAGUACAGAAAAGGAAUUCCAAUUGAAGUUAUUCCAAUGGCAUAUGUCCCUAUUAAAAAUCGAAUUGAAUCAAGUUUUGGUGGUUGCUUAAAUUUGCGAAUGGCAGUGGCUAAAGCCGGCCCUUGUGUCACUGACAAUGCUAACUUCGUUUUAGACUGGCAGUUUGAUGAUGACACUAAGUACGAUUGGGAUUCGGUAAACCGGGAACUUCUCCAAAUUCCAGGAGUUGUUGAGACAGGACUUUUUGUAAAGAUGGCUAAGAAAGCAUAUUUCGGAAUGAAAGACGGAAGUGUAAAAGAACAGGAAGCAUCCUGAAAUAAAUUUUUGUAAACUGUGGUCUCGGGAGUUACUUUUUAUCAACGCUUUACUUUUGUUUUUUAUACAAAUAUAUACCUACAAUUUUUGUUCUUCAAAAAAUUGCAUUUUAUUCUCACAUAGUUUUAACCGCCUCUAUUCGACCCAAAAAACGUCGCAAAGUGGUUUCGGUUAUAUGGGAAGAGCGGUCAAAAUUAAUAAGCACAUAUUUAGUGACAAAUAACACUGAAUAUAUAUAAAUAAAGUUGUUAUUUUUGCUUUUUAAA
Messenger RNA from Eupeodes corollae, 1184 nucleotides. It is a transcript of the gene Rpi, whose product is annotated as ribose-5-phosphate isomerase. The record is from RefSeq and is a predicted model, not a curated record. The coding region runs from base 139 to 918 and encodes 259 amino acids. The transcript has 2 exons. Gene Ontology annotation, molecular function: ribose-5-phosphate isomerase activity. Lineage: Eukaryota; Metazoa; Arthropoda; Insecta; Diptera; Syrphidae. Gene Ontology annotation, biological process: pentose-phosphate shunt, non-oxidative branch; D-ribose metabolic process. Gene Ontology annotation, cellular component: intracellular membrane-bounded organelle.